UAGGUGAUAAGUACAGUUCCAUACAGACUUGAUAUUUUAUCGUUUCGGCGCUUUUUUUAAAUAAUUUAUGCCACUUACGACUCGUACAGUUAUACGUCAAUAUGGCCACAGACCGGACGCUGGACGCGCGCGACGUCACGAAAAUCGCGAGUAGUCCGACGAAACCGGCGAGGAUUUUCUUAUUUAGCGGCAAGAGGAAAUCUGGAAAGGACUACAUCACCGAUAUCUUGUACAACAGGAUUGGCUCGCAAAGGGGCACGAUUAUACGCUUAUCGGGACCCAUAAAAUCACACUGGGCGAAAUCUCUGGGUCUCGACAUCGAUCAAUUACUGGGACAUGGGGAAUACAAGGAAAAGUAUCGGCUGGAAAUGGUCAAGUGGGGUGAGGAUAUGAGGAGGAAGGACUACGGCUACUUUUGUCGCGCCGCUAUUGACAUGUGUAACGCGCGGGACAAGUCGGUGUGGAUAAUAAGCGACGUCAGACGAAAAACCGACGUCAAAUGGUUCAUAGAAAACUUUGGAGACGCCUGUAGAACCGUACGGAUAGUUUGCCCCGAGGAAGUCAGACAGAAACGUGGCUGGGUCUACACGCCAGAUGAUUCAGAAACGGAGUGCGACUUGGACGAUGUAGAUAACUGGGACGUGGUGCUGGAGAACGAUGAUGACAGCGACGUGGAAGCUAUGCUGCGACAGUUGUUGGGCCUCGUCAGCUAGCAAAGCUCUUUCUAUCCUGUCAAACGUGCAAUAAAUAAAUUCGCAAUUUCUCUUUGUUCUUUCCUUGGAAAAAAAAGAAAGCAAUGUCAUGUACUACAAUCUUUUAUGCAAUAUAACAUUCUUGUAUAAUAUGAAAA
Temnothorax curvispinosus is the source of this 850-nucleotide messenger RNA. RefSeq names its product probable phosphomevalonate kinase (gene Pmvk). The transcript is spliced from 4 exons. Gene Ontology annotation, molecular function: phosphomevalonate kinase activity. Gene Ontology annotation, cellular component: cytoplasm. Lineage: Eukaryota; Metazoa; Arthropoda; Insecta; Hymenoptera; Formicidae. Bases 102 to 713 code for a protein of 203 amino acids. Gene Ontology annotation, biological process: cholesterol biosynthetic process; isopentenyl diphosphate biosynthetic process, mevalonate pathway. The record is from RefSeq and is a predicted model, not a curated record.